AUGCCUUCCCGAUCCGACGACGAUGAGUACCAUGAUCGCUCUGAGGAGGAUCAAGAUUUCGAGACCGACAACCUUGAUGCCUCUGAGGACGAUCAAGAGGAAGAUGAUAUCGACGAAGAUCAUCAGAUACGGCCCCGUCCCCGUCUUGCAGCAUCUUUGCUACAGACGCGAAGGAAUGGGCGGAUUAUGAGAAGCGGUCGUAAGCGUCCUGCACCAGCUUCUCCUACAUCUCCUCCACCCCCUCCAAAGACGAAGCGAAAGGCAGGCAGGCCCAAGGGAUCAAAGAAUAAGCCCAAAGCAGCCCAAGAAACCCAAGACGCCCCUGAAGCGCCCUCAGCGGCUCCCACAGACAUAACGGCAUCGAACCAACAGACGGCCCAGGCGGGAAAGCCCAUGAAGCCUGUGUCGGAAGCACUCCGAGGUCUAAGCCGAAAGGAAUUGACCUAUAUUACUUAUGAGAGGCCAAUGAUAACACUUGCUCGGGCGUUGUCAUAUGUUGGUCCAGACGCGCCUACCUUUGACGCAAACUGGACUCAUGCAGAUGAGCGCGCCCUAAGGUAUGACGGAUCCGCGGAGAAGUUCGCAAUCUCUCGACUGAACGCAGGGAGCCAUAGCAGACAAUUGACGUUCUGGAAAAUGUGUCUUUCAGUCUGCCAGCGGUCUCCAUUUGACAUCUUGUCACCUCGUCGAGGCUUAUGCUAUCUGCCUUCAAGGAUCACAGAUGCAACGUCAAAGGUGGCCUGGGAUCAAGGCUUCUGUCGCGAGUUUACAGACAUCUUAACUCACCGCAUAUGGAAGCGAGACAUCGACGUAUUGGUCACCAUACUCCAAUACACUGUCAUCUGCCGAACAGAUGACCGAAGGCGCUGGCAGGCCCCGACAACGAUGAUCGAGGGCGGCCCAACUGUUCGACUGAGAACAGAGAUGCGGUCAUACUUGGGACCAUUGCCGACAUCUGUUCACAAAUUCCAUAAGUACAUCCGUGCUACAGGUCCUGAGGUCGUUCACUGUGACCUCUCGAAUUUCCUCAUGGCGAUCGCAGACGUUGUAUCCGACAGAGCCAAACGCGGUGGCCGUGAAGUGCGCUGGGACACAUCCCAGCAAUUUGAAGAUGGAUAUGAUGUCUACGGUGUCACGAUAGCAGAUCUGGGAAUCAUCAAGGAAGCAAUCCUCAGAUUUACCAGACUAAGCACAGAGACUUCCUUUGCUGCCUUCAAGGAAUUGAAACAGAUCAAUAGGAACGUGAUUAAGAUGGCUGAUUUCCCGAAUCUCAUGAGACGAGCGUGGCUCCAAGAGAAGCGCCACAUUCAUUGCGAUCGAGGCCUCAAUGGCGGCAGUCAACAUCCGAUGGUUGUUGUCACUAUCCCAGCAUUGCCACAAUCGAGACGUGACGAAUUUGACGACUUGCAGGAUGAAGCCAUGACUGACACCGAACCGCUGAUGGAUGUCAGAGCCAGCACGGCCAGCAACCAGGGUGUCGACAAUGACCCCCCCACAUCACCCAACGGCGAGAAAGAUCAGUCUGAUGAUGGUGGCCACAACGAUGACCACGGCGGUGUUACGUACGAUUUCGAUGAUGGUGGUUAUAACACCGGCUGCGGCGGCGCUUUCGAUGACCACUUUAGCAGUCCUGUCCCGAGAAGAGAUCAUGAUAUGGGCGAAGAUCUGGAGACACCACAGAAUGACAACCUUCACUCAGAGUCGGCCAAGGAGGAGAACGCCGGUUCUGAGAUCAAUCGGCACUCAGAUAUCAAUGUGUUGACGCUGGAAGAACCAUCAUUCGUUGAGCCACUGCGGUCAACACCGCCCAGAGACCUUGCCAGCGAAACAGAUGGUCGCCACGAUCCGGAUCAACCGCUCGCAACAUUGGAAAGCCCUGGCUCCGCCUCUCUGCAGACAGAUGAUUCGCGCCCCAAACCACUGAAGCUGAAGCCUUUGAACCCGUACCGACCUUCCUCGAGGGUUGGGUCUAUUGGUUCUUCGACGGGGGUUGUCCGUUGGCGCAAGGAACGCCCGGCCCGAGAGCAGAAGGAUAGAGAAGCAAUUACAAAACUAUGGAAAGCUUGA
This is a messenger RNA of Fusarium fujikuroi IMI 58289, 2067 nucleotides long. RefSeq lists its product as uncharacterized. Lineage: Eukaryota; Fungi; Ascomycota; Sordariomycetes; Hypocreales; Nectriaceae. The coding region runs from base 1 to 2067 and encodes 688 amino acids. The transcript has a single exon. The record is from RefSeq and is a predicted model, not a curated record.